This is a messenger RNA of Notechis scutatus (mainland tiger snake), 1345 nucleotides long. The record is from RefSeq and is a predicted model, not a curated record. Lineage: Eukaryota; Metazoa; Chordata; Lepidosauria; Squamata; Elapidae.
AUGUUGGCCCCAAAAGUGCUGCAAAAUAAGCCACAUCAAGCAAUCAGUUCCAUUAAGGUCAUCAACCACCAUAAGCAGAAAGACCUUCUUGAAGAAUCACAGAGGGAAAGUUUUGGGCUCAACGGAGCAAAGAGGAACAAAAGAAAACCAAAUUCUUACCAUAAAAUCAAGGACGCCGCACUCGCUCUCCUCAACCCCUGGAGCUCGCAGGUCGCGGAGAGGCUGCGGGAGAGUCCGGCGGGGGGACAUCCAGACGUGCCCCGGAUCCGGAACCUCGGAGCCCUCGGAAGCCUUUGCAAGCCAGGAUCUCCUCGGCGGGGGAAGGAAGGAAGGAAGCAGAAGGACCGGCAGGGAUCCGUCCUGCGGCCCCAGAAAUGGUCCCGUGAAGGAAGAGGCCCCCGGAGAUCCCCCCGGAGUCCCCGGAGCCCUUUGGAGCUGCUCUGCCGGGGAGAGAGGAAGGAUGGAGAGACCCCCCCUUUGGCCAAGGAGGGGAGCGGAAAAGGCCCCGCGGCUCUUCAGCCUGGGAGCUGUGGGGAGAGCUGGGCCAGAACCGGGCAGGAGGUCCUGCAGGAGGGAACCCUCCUCCCUCCAGAACUUCCCCCCUGGACCUCCAUCCGAUACCGGGAGGCUGAGGGUCCCCGGGGACUUUGCAGCCGACUCCGUGACUUGUGCAGGCGAUGGCUGAGCCCAGGAAAGCACAGCAAAGCCCAGAUGCUGGACCUGGUGGUUCUGGAGCGGCUCCUGGCUCUCCUGCCCCCAGAGAUGGAGGGCUGGGUGCGGGAGUGUGGAGCAGAGAGCAGCUCCCAGGCGGUGGCCCUGGCGGAAGGCUUCCUGCUGAGCCAGGCGGAGGAGCAGAAGGAGCAGCUCCAGGGGCAGGUGGGAGACUUUAGGGAGCUCGGAAGGGAAUAAAUAGAGAAAGUGUUUGAAUGCUUCACCCCUCCUUCCCAAACUUCUCUUGCAUUCAUAAUAUGAGGCAGUUCUCCACUUCUGGUAGGACGUUGUUCCACUGUUUUCUCACUCACCAAAAGGAAGGAUAUUGGGGGCUUUGAAGUUGUGUUCCGAAUAGAAGAAUCCACUUUGUGUCUUGUGACGUAUAUUAAUUCUGCUUCUUUUUUCCUUCCUCCUAUUUGAAGUGCUGCAGUGUGGAGAUCAGAGAUCCUGAGGGAAAGAAGAACCCAUCAAAUCCCCCUCGGGAGCUAUUUUUCAGGAAGAUCCCUUGGGAAGAUCCAAGACAGGAGAGAAACAAAGAAUGAAGAUUUCUGGUUUUUAUGAGGGAGAUCAAACAGCAGUUGAACCUCCAAAUCAAGAGGGUCUUGUGUCCUUAGAGGAGGUGGCUGUGUAUUUC